AUGCUGCAUUGCAGUCGUUUUCUUGUGAAGAAGCGUGCACCGCCGCUGGGGUACAGUCGCAGGGACUUUGUGAAGAAAUUGCGAUCCCCGCGAGCCUCAAAGCCGUGGCGUGGACAUCACACCGUCUCUGGUGGGCAGAUUGAAGUUGCACCCGCCGCAGAGGAGCACGUGGGUGGAAAUCUCGCCGAGCGACCACCACUCGGGAUUCGCGAUCUGCGGGAGGGUUUUGCCUCUUCUGCCGCUCUCACCGCUUCUAACACAUUGAAGUUACCAGAGGGAAACAAUAGUGGUGAUAUGCCUGAUAAUAGUAAUGGUACUUCACUUAUUGAAAAGGAGUCCUCAUUGGGUCUGAUGUCUGGGUCUGCAUCACCUCCACUUGCGGCUUUGCCUUUUGGGAAAGGAUUAGAAUUAAAUGUUGAGAAUGUGAAAACAUAUGAGGAAGGUCCUGUUCCUUUGCAUUUACAACAGUUUCGACGUAGUCGACGUGAAGCAGCAGAAUCUAUUUUAUUACCUCGUCACAUUAAUCGCCUUUUUCAUAAAAUUAUGGGUUGGUCAGAGGAUAUUGUGGAGGUUGAUUCAGAAAGUGCACCACUUUCUACAAAUGAAUCUAAUACUACAAAUGCAACAACAACAAAAAGAACAGGAACUAACCUAGAAGAAGAAGAAGAUCAUAAUCAACAUGAGGAACCAAGGCUACUUAAGCAAAAAUACAACAAUUUAUCAGAUAAGAUGAAAUAUGGUGUACUUUUAGAUAGCUACGAAAAGGAUAAGUUUGCAAUUGAACAUCAAUUAGAACUAGCUGGUGAACGAUUUGAGCGAAAAUUCUUAGACUGGGAAGGAAUGCACGUGCUAGAUCAAGAUCCUGGUGGUGCGAUGGAAGGUGUACGUGCUAAUAAGAGUUCUAUUGUAAUGGAUAUGCCUUCUUCUUUUCAUAUUCCCGUUGUUAAUCGAGAUUGCUGCAAAGGUUGUGGAGCACUUCUUCAAGAUAAGGAUGAAAAUUCAUUUGGUUAUGUUCGUAAAGGGGAUGUUGAACGUUACAUAAUGGAUAGACAAGAAAAGAUGCGAGCACGAGCUGAAUACGCUGAUCGUAUGUCAGAGUUGCAAACACAUUGGCAAAAAAAUGGUCGUCGUGUUGGGGAAGAAUGGUUAGAUUUUAUGACACAAGAGGAAUUUGAUGCCUUUUAUAAAGAUCAAAACAAACCUUUUGUUUGUCAUCGAUGUCAUGCAUUGGAGAAUUUAGGUGUAGAAGGACGUCGACGUUUAUGGUCAGCACCUGAUUUCACAGAAAAGUUACGUGCCUUACGUGAAAAGAAAUGUGUGGUGGUACUUGUUGUUGAUAUCACUGAUUUCCCUGGAACUAUGGUGUAUGAUCUACCAGGUCUUAUCUCCAUGAAUAAUGAUGUCAUCAUUGCGGUGAACAAAAUGGAUUGUGUGCGUAAUCGCUCUUUCAACUAUAAAGGUAAAGAUAGAGCCAUUGCCUCACGUCUGGUAACAGAACGAUAUAUACGACGUUGGGUAAUGGACAUUGCAGUACAAUUUGGUUUACCAAAACGUCAAAUUCGUCAUGUUAUUCCCAUCUCUGCAAAACGUGGAUGGAAUGUAGAAGCACUUAUUGAGGCUGUGGAGGAAACAUCCAAUUUGAAUUUACGUCGUCUGACAAAACCUGUACCAACAUACUUUGUGGGAGUAGCCAAUGUUGGUAAAUCUUCUGUUAUUAAUGCGAUUGCUCAUAAAUUGUAUGUCCCUGUUCCUCCACAUCCAGAAAGUCGAAAAAUUUAUUAUACUAAAACGGCUAAAGAUGGAACAGAAUCCGUUUUUUGGCGUUGGUACACUCCACCUAAUGUGAAUCAAGCAGAAAUGAUUGAUAUUCCAUCACGUCAUGAUAAGAAAGCCUCAAAACUAUUGACAGUUUCAUCUCUUCCAGGAACAACUGUAGAGGCUAACGCGGUUCGUGUAUCCUUGACAAGAGGAGCACCAGGGGAUUCAGCAUAUUUAUUUGAUACACCUGGACUUCUCCCGCAUUGGCAUCAACAUUCUCCGUUAACACUUUUGCAGAUGCGCCGUACACUAAUAAGAAAGUAUCGGAAUCCUCAGUGUUAUAUCCUUGUGCCAGGGAAUACACUACUUCUUGGUGGUCUUGCUGCUAUUGAUGUUGUGAAGGGCACAUCACGUGGGAUGCUUUUCAUGGUUUACACCUCUCAGAAAGUUCGUAGUGCCAUCAUCAGUACAGAGCGUUCAGAUGAAUUCUGGGAAGAGCAACUUGGAAAAACUCUUGAUCCACCUGGUUCACUUGAGCAACUGGGCGACUUGCGACUCACGGAGUCCAAGAGUUAUCUCUUUGAAUGUUAUCCCCGACACCGUCGUCGACCCAAGGCGGAUGUGUACGUUUGCGGUAUGGGUUGGGUUUCAUUCUGUGUGAAUGAGGCCUGUGAUGUGGUGUUGCGUGUACGCACACUUCCUGGUGUUAUUCACGGUGUGCGUGAGCCGCUGCGGUAUAAAGAUCUGUUGGCAUUCCGCGGGUGGCCAAAGUUGUUGCGCCGCUUCACUGCAGCCGGUCUUCCAGAGAAUGAGGGCGAUUGGGAAAACUCCAUCGCCACUGUUGUGCGACUCACCGCAGGAGGAGGAGGAGGAGGAAGAGAAGAAGGAAUAAGCAGUAAAGGUGAUAGCCAUAAUAAUAAUAAUAAUAAUAAUAAUAAUAAUAAUAAUAAUGAUAAUAAUAAUGGUAAAGAUAAUGAGGAGAAGGAAGAGAAUGAUGGGAACAAUGCGAAGGGGUUAGGCAUAAAGGAAUUACGAAAGACGAUACUCCCGCAUCAUGCUUCUGCGUCCUCUACGGCAUUUGAUGCUGCGCUAGCGGAUCUUUCUAUGAGUGGGACUGUCCCGCCAAUGACUGAUGCCGGUUCACAAAGAUGA
Molecule: messenger RNA, 2910 nt
Organism: Trypanosoma theileri
Lineage: Eukaryota; Euglenozoa; Kinetoplastea; Trypanosomatida; Trypanosomatidae
Exons: 1
Coding region: 1-2910 (969 amino acids)
Cellular component (GO): mitochondrion
Source: RefSeq, a predicted model, not a curated record